Alternaria burnsii is the source of this 1506-nucleotide messenger RNA. Its product is annotated as aldehyde dehydrogenase-like protein. Bases 1 to 1506 code for a protein of 501 amino acids. Lineage: Eukaryota; Fungi; Ascomycota; Dothideomycetes; Pleosporales; Pleosporaceae. The transcript has 5 exons. The record is from RefSeq and is a predicted model, not a curated record. Gene Ontology annotation, molecular function: oxidoreductase activity, acting on the aldehyde or oxo group of donors, NAD or NADP as acceptor.
AUGUCUGACCUCUUCGUUGAGCUGACAGCGCCCAAUGGUCGCAAGUACCAGCAGCCAAGAGGUCUUUUCAUCAACAAUGAAUUCGUCAAGUCCAAGUCAGGUGAAACCAUCACUUCCAUAAACCCGAGCGAUGAGAGCGAUAUUGUAUCUGUAUAUGCGGCUGGGCCCGAAGAUGUCGACGAUGCCGUGGCAGCUGCACGGAAAGCCUUCAAGAACCCAGACUGGCGAGACAUGGACACUAACGCGCGAGCUGACCUUCUCUACAAGUUUGCCCAGUUAAUCGAGGAACACAAGGAAACGCUAGCGACAAUUGAAACCUGGGACAACGGCAAGCCUUACUCCGUCUCACUGAAUGACGACUUGGGCGAAGUUGUCGGUACUAUCAAGUACUACGCAGGAUACGCCAACAAGAUUCACGGCACAGUCAUUGACACCUCACCUGCCAAGCUGGCGUACACAGUCCGUGAACCACUUGGUGUCUGUGGCCAGAUCAUCCCAUGGAACUUCCCUCUUGCAAUGGCGGCAUGGAAGCUGGGACCUGCUCUCUGCACCGGCAACACGGUGGUUUUGAAGGCCGCUGAACAAACACCCCUUUCUAUUCUGUAUCUUGGAAACUUGGUCAAGGAAGCAGGCUUCCCUCCUGGCGUUAUCAACUUCAUCAACGGUGAAGGAAGGAAGGCUGGUGCCGCUUUGGCCCAGCAUCUCGACGUCGACAAGAUUGCCUUUACUGGAUCCACCGCUACAGGGAAGGAGAUUAUGAAGAUGGCAGCUGUCAACAUGAAGAACAUCACACUUGAAACGGGUGGCAAAUCGCCACUAGUAGUGUUUGACGAUGCAGAUCUUGAUCAAGCAGUCAAAUGGAGUCACGUCGGUAUCAUGUACAACCAAGGCCAGGUUUGCACGGCAACUUCAAGAAUUCUUGUGCAAGAAGGCAUCUAUGAUAAAUUCGUCGAAGCUUUCAAGGAGCACGUCAAGACCACCUCUGUGGUUGGCGACCCCUUCAAAGACGACACAUUCCAGGGACCUCAGGUUACCAAGACGCAAUUCGACCGCGUUCUGUCAUACAUUGAGUCUGGCAAGUCAGAGGGGGCCACUCUUGUAGCCGGCGGAGAAGCGUACAAGAACGUUGGCGGCAAGGGCUUCUUCGUCUCGCCUACCAUCUUUACUAAUGUCAAGGACAACAUGAAGAUCUACCGCGAAGAAGUGUUUGGUCCGUUCGUCGUCAUCAGCUCGUUCAAGGAGGAAGACGAGGCGAUUGAGCGUGCUAACGACACGACAUAUGGUCUUGGCGCAGCAGUCUUCACUGAGAACAUCACCAAGGCUCAUCGUGUUGCUAGGCGGAUUGAAGCGGGUAUGGUCUGGAUCAACUCAAGCAACGAUUCUGACAUUCGCAUCCCAUUCGGAGGUGUAAAGCAGUCUGGUAUCGGCCGAGAGCUGGGAGAGGCUGGACUCGAGGCAUACACCAACAAGAAGGCCAUCCAUGUCAACCUAGGAAACAAGCUGUAG